Messenger RNA from Drosophila willistoni, 1526 nucleotides. RefSeq names its product CCA tRNA nucleotidyltransferase 1, mitochondrial. The coding region runs from base 69 to 1502 and encodes 477 amino acids. The transcript is spliced from 2 exons. Gene Ontology annotation, molecular function: RNA binding; nucleotidyltransferase activity. NCBI's taxonomy places the organism in Eukaryota, Metazoa, Arthropoda, Insecta, Diptera, Drosophilidae. The record is from RefSeq and is a predicted model, not a curated record. Gene Ontology annotation, biological process: RNA processing.
CUGGAACUAACAGUUUUGGGAUUUGUUUGACAACAGCUGUUCGUGUGUCGGGAUUGGAAAUUAUUCAAAUGCUUGGCAUACGCAACGCCAUCUCCAAGCUGCGUACAAUAACACGUGCUCCUGCAUCUUUAGUAGUCCAACGAUCCAUUGCCUGCCGGAUGCCGACUGCGUCAUCGUCUGCAUCAACCAACAUUGACCAGGUUGUAGCCCAGCUGGGGAAGCCGCCCAAGAUGAGGGAAGAGCCGGCAUUUAAAAAAGUCGACAGUCCGGAGUUUCAUAGCAUCUUCACACCUGAAUUGGAGCAGCUGGUAUCCCUUUUUAAGAAGUAUAACUUUGAGCUUAGGAUUGCUGGUGGUGCUGUGCGUGACAUUCUCAUGAGUAUCAAACCGAAGGACAUUGACUUGGCAACUACGGCUACGCCGGACCAAAUGAAAGAAAUGUUUACCAAGGAGGACGUGCGUAUGAUCAAUGCCAAGGGAGAGAAGCAUGGAACCAUCACUCCUCGCAUCAACAACAAAGAGAACUUUGAGGUGACAACAUUGCGGAUUGAUGUGCGCACCGAUGGACGACAUGCGGAUGUGGUAUUCACGACAGACUGGCAGCUGGAUGCCAAUCGACGGGAUUUAACCAUCAAUUCCAUGUUCCUCGGUUUCGAUGGCACUGUCUAUGAUUACUUCUAUGGUUAUGAAGAUCUACAGGAGCGUCGUAUACGCUUCGUAGGCGAUGCAAAUAUCCGAAUCAAAGAGGACUAUUUACGGGUUCUACGUUAUUUUAGAUUUUAUGGAAGAAUCGCUAAUGAUGCAAAUAGUCAUGAUACAGAAACUUUGUUGGCCGUUAAAGAUAAUGCCGCAGGCCUAGGCAGAAUUAGCGGAGAGCGAAUUUGGUCAGAGCUACAAAAGAUAGUUGUGGGCAACUAUGGGCGCGAGCUAUUACUAGAGAUGAACCGGUGUCAACUUUUGGAAUACUGUGGACUUCCUUCCCAUCCCGAAUUGCAGGAGUUUGAGCGACUUUGCGGCGACUUGGAACAGUUUGAGCCUCCCAAUCAUCCAAUUUUGUAUAUGACAGGGCUAUUACACACCGUCGAGGACGCCAUGAAACUGCAUGAACGCUUGAAACUGUCUGCAUAUGAACGAGACUUGGCUCUGUUUAUCACUCAGCAGCGGGACCGUGUGGAUAAGGAAUAUAGCUGUCUGCGUGAUUAUCAGAAGCUUUGCCUGCAACCCUACGCUAAGCGUGACUAUGUUGAGCAGUUGCUCAAGUAUUCUAACAAACUGGAACUUCACCGACAGCUAAAGUCAUGGGCAACACCAAGUUUUCCGAUAAAUGGUAAUACACUUAAGGGAUCAGGCCUUGUGGGCCAGAAGCUUGGGCUUGCGCUGACCCAAUUACGCCUUCUAUGGGCAGACAGUGAUUUUAAGCUAACGUCCGAGCAGUUAAUGGAGAAGCUGCCAGAGAUCAUAGAUCAACUACAGACGCCUCCAAAAAAACCACGGAUUGAAUAAUAUUCUCACUUCUCCUCAUCAUCA